GAAACACCGAAGACUCUCCUUGGAACAAAUUCUGUCUCUGUCUAUAAACUUAUCUUAUGUGCUUGAAAGCGUUCUAGCACCAAAUGAAAGUGUCAAUAAAACGGAGAUAGUGCAAAAACUGCAACAGCCGAGAAGGUCGUUUAAAAUCAGCGGCUAUUUGCUGUUAAAGAAGAGAAUCGCAGAGUCUCUGGAAGAUGGUUUAAAAGAAGAAAAGUGCUGGAUGCUGUUUUCAAGCCUGCAGUUCAUUCAUACAGUGCAGACAUGCAACAGCUGUUGGUGAGUAAAGAAGACAUUCUUGAGCAGCAAGGAUGGAAACCAGAUCUGGUCCAGAAUGACUCAGAGCCAUCAAACAUUAAAGAGAAACAGGAGGAACUCUGGAUAAGUCAGGAGGACAAGCAUCAUGGGCAGGGGGAGGCUCAUAUCACUAAAUUCCCUUUCACUAUUGUCUCUGUGAAGCGUGAAGAUGAAGAAAAACCACAGUCAUCCCAACUUGAUCAAAAUGAAAUUGAUGAGCGCACAGAAGUGGAACUUCAUGCCAGCAACUCACUUGAACACAGAGCACUGAAAAUAGAACCUAUUGGAGACGACCGUGGAGGAUCACAAGCAGCGGGCAGCUCAGGUCCAUGCAGACAUUUACAACCACAUACUGAUGAUGUGCAGCAUUUGUUGCUGAUGAAAGAAGAAAUUCUCCCAGAACAGCAGAAGUGGAAUCUGAGUUUUGACAAGAAGGGCACUAAAAAGGAACAAGAAAAACUCUGGAAAAGUCAGCAAGGAGCGCAGCUUCAUCAGGUGGAGGAGGCUAAUAUUACCAAGUUCCCUUUCACUUUCAUUGCUGUCACUUUGGAGACUGAAAUUGAUGAUAAAAAACCAUCAUCACAGGUUCAUCACAGCCAAAGUGAUGCGAGCACAGAGGCUGAGCCUGUAGCCAGCAGCUCAACUGUACACAAAACACUGACAUCGGAAGCUGAUGGAGAGGACUAUGGAGGACCACAAUCAGCCAGGAACUCUGAUCCAAAUAGUUGUCAACAAGAAACCACUGCUUGCGGCUCAGACAGUUCUGAAACUGAGACUGAUGACAGUCAUGAUUGUAAACAGACCAGAGACCUCAGUUCAGUAUUUAACUGUCUGAAAAGCAGCCAUGUCUCUGUUAAUCCAAGCAGUUGUGACAUUGCUAAGAUACAACAUAGUUGCACUGGACAUAGAAAAAUAUGUGGUCACAUGAACUAUUCAAAGCAACACAGAGGAAGGCAAGCAAAUGAGAAACCAUUUAAUUGCCCUGUCUGGUGUAAAAGGUGGAGACAAAACAAACAACUGAUGAUUCAUAAAGGAGAUAAACCUUUUGGCUGUUCUCAUUGUGGUAAACAAUUUGGACAAAAGGAUUAUCUGACCAGACACAUGAGAAUCCAUACAGGAGAGAAACCAUUUGGUUGUUCAGAGUGUGGUAAAAGAUUUGGACAAAAAGGCAGUCUGACCAGACACAUGAGAAUUCAUACAGGAGAGAAGCCAUUUGGCUGUUCUGAGUGUGGUAAAAGAUUCAGACAAAAGGACAAUCUGAGUAGACACAUGAUAAUUCAUGCAGAACAGAACCCUUUUGGAUGUUCUGAGUGUGGUAAAAGAUUUGGACAAAAGGGCGAUCUGAACAAACACCUGAGAAUUCAUGCAGAACAAAACCCUUUUGGCUGUUCUGAGUGUGGUAAAAGAUUUGGCUAUAGGACCAGUCUGAUGUCACACAUGAUAAUUCAUACAGGAAAGAAACCAUUUGGCUGUUCUGAGUGUGGUAAAAGAUUUGUAUAUAGGAGUAGUCUUCAUUCACACAAAGUAAGUCAUACAGAAAAGAAACCAUUUGGUUGUUCGGAGUGUGGUAAAGAAUUUGGACACAAGAGCAAUCUGAUCACACACUUGAGACUUCAUUCGGGAAAAAAACCAUUUGGUUGUUCUGAGUGUGGAAGAAGAUUUACGCAAAAGGGCAAUCUGAAGACGCACAUGAAAAUUCACAGAGGAAAAUAAAUUGCUGCUCCGAG
This is a messenger RNA of Thalassophryne amazonica, 2021 nucleotides long. Its product is annotated as zinc finger protein 260-like. Bases 262 to 2007 code for a protein of 581 amino acids. Gene Ontology annotation, molecular function: RNA polymerase II cis-regulatory region sequence-specific DNA binding; DNA-binding transcription factor activity, RNA polymerase II-specific. The record is from RefSeq and is a predicted model, not a curated record. Lineage: Eukaryota; Metazoa; Chordata; Actinopteri; Batrachoidiformes; Batrachoididae. The transcript has 3 exons. Gene Ontology annotation, biological process: regulation of transcription by RNA polymerase II.